This is a messenger RNA of Drosophila busckii, 3760 nucleotides long. RefSeq names its product DNA topoisomerase 3-alpha (gene Top3alpha). The record is from RefSeq and is a predicted model, not a curated record. Gene Ontology annotation, biological process: DNA topological change. NCBI's taxonomy places the organism in Eukaryota, Metazoa, Arthropoda, Insecta, Diptera, Drosophilidae. Bases 19 to 3741 code for a protein of 1240 amino acids. The transcript is spliced from 5 exons. Gene Ontology annotation, molecular function: DNA binding; zinc ion binding; DNA topoisomerase type I (single strand cut, ATP-independent) activity. Gene Ontology annotation, cellular component: nucleus; chromosome.
UCUACUGAAGUUUAUUAAAUGCAGCGCUUUUUAAAAUGCUUACGCUUGGCAAAUAAUGUGCGUUACGCUCACAGCUCAAAGCAAAUACAUGACAUGAAGUUUUUAAAUGUAGCUGAGAAGAAUGAUGCAGCCAAGACCAUCGCCGGGCUUUUGUCCAAUGGCACAGCGCAUCGGCGCGAGGGCUUGUCGGUGUACAAUAAGAUUUUUGAAUUUGAGGCCCAAGUGCGUGGACGCAAUAGCAAAAUGGUAAUGACCUCCGUUUCGGGACACUUGAUGCAGCUUGAGUUUCUCCACUCUUAUCGCAAUUGGCGCAAUGUUGAUCCGCGUUCACUUUUUGAUGCACCAAUACGCAAAACCGUUGGCGAGAACUAUCAGCCCAUUAAGCGCACGCUGGAGCGUGAAAUACGCGGCUGCCAGGGUCUGAUCAUAUGGACAGAUUGUGAUCGUGAGGGCGAGAACAUUGGCUACGAGAUAAUAGACGUCUGUCGCGCCAUCAAGCCCAAUUUGACUGUAUAUCGUGCUACCUUCUCCGAGAUUACAACAGCAGCCGUACGUCGCGCUUUGCAGCAGCUGGGAGAGCCGGACAAACGUCAAAGCGAUGCGGUAGAUGUACGCUCCGAGCUGGAUCUGCGCACGGGCGCGUCUAUAACGCGCUUUCAGACCAUGCGACUGCAGCGUCUGUUUCCGGAGAAGAUUGCGGAUAAGCUUAUAUCCUACGGCAGUUGUCAAAUACCAACGCUGGGCUUUGUUGCUGAGCGUUAUAAAGAGAUUGAAGCGUUUGUCUCCGAGCCUUUCUGGAAAAUCAGAGUAAUGCACACAAUUGAUGAAUUGACUGUGGAGUUUAACUGGGCGCGCAAUCGUUUGUUUGACAAAGAGGCGUGUGAGAAUUAUUUGCUAGUUUGUCUGGCUGAGCCAGAGCCGCGUGCCACUGUUGAGAGCGUUACCGUCAAGCCCAAGCACAAGUGGCGACCUACGCCUUUGGAUACGGUGGAAAUGGAAAAGCUAGGCUCGCGCAAACUAAAGCUGUCAGCCAAGGAGACCAUGACAAUUGCAGAGAAGCUAUAUAGCAAGGGUAUCAUUAGCUAUCCGCGCACUGAAACCAAUCAGUUCUCCAAGGAGUUUGAACUAGCACCGCUUGUGCAACAGCAGACGGGCCAUUCAGAUUGGGGCGCCUUUGCACAGCGCGUGAUUGAAUGGGGUCCUAAUCCACGCAAUGGCAACAAGUCUGAUCAGGCGCAUCCUCCCAUACAUCCCAUUAAGAUGGUAGACAAUCUACAGGGCAACGAGGCACGCGUCUAUGAGCUGGUUGUGCGUCACUUUCUGGCCUGCGUCAGCAAGGAUGCUGUUGGCUCUGAGACAAUUGUGAACAUAGAUAUUGCUGGCGAGAAGUUUAGCGCCAAUGGCUUGGUCAUACACGAGCGCAACUAUUUGGAUGUUUAUGUAUACGACAAGUGGAGCGCCAAGCAGAUACAUGCCUAUGAGCGUGACCAGCGCUUUGAGCCAACAGAGAUCUUACUGCAUGAGGGCGCAACGACGGCGCCGCCGCUGCUAACCGAAGCGGAUUUGAUAGCGCUAAUGGAGAAGCACGGCAUUGGAACGGAUGCAACGCAUGCGGAACAUAUAAAUACCAUAAAGGAGCGUGGCUACAUAGGCGUGGUGGAUAAGGGCGCACUGGUGCCAGGUGUCAUAGGCAUGGGACUGUAUGAGGGCUACGAUGCGAUGGAAUUGGCAUUGGCAAAGCCGCUGCUGCGCGCAGAGUUUGAAGCGGAUCUGAAACGCAUUUGUCUUGGCGAAAAGGAUCCUGCACUGGUGCUGCGCGAGCAAGUUGAAAAAUACAAGCAAGCGUAUCAGCAGAUUAUGGAGAAAAUAACAGCCAUGGAUGAUAAGAUUGCGCAGCGGCUACAGGAAACACCCACAGCUGCGAAUGCUGCAGCUAAUGAUGCCGAUUCAACUAAUCAGCAAGCACGUGAGCUGUUCCAGUGUCCCAAGUGCUUGCAAGCGCCGCUGGCAUUGAAGCCGAAGAAACAAGCAGGCAGCUUCUUUAUAGGCUGCUUGAACUUUCCAGAUUGCAAGAAUGUUGUCUGGCUGUCCGAGGAGCUCAAGGAUAUAAGCGUGCUGGAUGAAUGCUGCGCCAGCUGUGGUGCUGGCUAUCAUAUGCUCAAGUUUCGUUUCAACAGCGCCUACUAUCGUGGCUUGUUUAAUGCACCACAUGGCUGGUAUAAGAACUGUUUGCGCUGCGAUGAAUUCUUUCGCAGCACAUUCAACAUAAAUAUGGAUCAGGUGAAGCGUGUGGGCGGCAUUGUGGCACAGUCAACGGGCUCAGGUGGCGGACCACCUCCUGGACCUGGAGGUGGUGCAGCAGGUGGAGGUAGACCUGGUGGCGGAGGACCUGCCUCAGGCGGUGGUAGACCUGCUGGACCAACAAAAACAGCAACUACUGACAACACUUGGGGCACUGGUGCCAAGGCAACUAAAACCAAACCCAAGCCACAACCCAAGCCCAAAGCAACUGCUAAGCCCAAGAAGCAAACUCAAGCCGGCGGCGCAGGGAACGCAGGCAGCAUACGAAGCUACCUUACCAGCAGCACAGCAACUGACACUCAAGAGGCGAACUCACUCGAUGGUUUCUUUGACAGCAACGAUGGCUUCGAGCAGCAAUUACUUGCAGCAGCGACACAGGCAGAGACGGCGCAAGCGCCUGCAGCUGAGCUUGACGACGACAUUGCCGCCGCCUUUGCUGCCGACGAUGAUGCAGAUUUUGAGGCUUUAGUAAAUGCGCCAGGCAGACCAGCUGAUAAUCUAGACAGCAGCAUUACGCAAAUUGUGCGCGCUGUCUACGAAGCCGAUGAGGCGCCCAUGGUUUGGGGACGUCAGGGACGCAAUGCUGCGGAAGCACAGCCUGCGGCAAAGCGCGCGCGUCUAAGUGAAGAAGCUGCUGCUGAAGUGCGCUGCACUGGCUGCCAUCAACUGGCGCGACAACAAACUGUGCGACGUGAUGGACCCAAUCAGGGUAGACUGUUCUACAAGUGUCCCAAGCCCAAUGAGUGCAAGUUCUUUCAAUGGGCAGACGAGCAGCCACCAACGACAACAGGAGCAGCAGCAGCAACUAGCAACAGUCAAGGAAGCAGCGCGUGGGGCAGUCAGAGCAGCGCUAAAAGCGCCAGCAACGCGCAACAAAAUAGUAACUGGGGCAGUAACAGUUCCAACUCAUCCGCCGCCUGGUCCAGCAAUAGCAAUAAUGCUGCAAAGGAUACUUGGGGCAGCAGUAGUGGUAAUGCUGCCGCCGCCAGGCCCAGCAAUAACACUAAUAAUUGCAGCAGCAGCAAUAACAAUGCCAGCAGCAGCAAUUGGGGACGCAGCAAUUCCUCCAGCGGCAAUGCAGGCACGCUUAUGCGCUCCAAUUCCAGCAGCACAGUGACCAUGACCCAAAAGCCCAGCGGCAAUGUUCAAUGCAAUUGUGGCAAACCCGCCAGCAGUUUAACUGUGCGCAAGGAUGGACCCAAUCAGGGACGUCCCUUUUAUGCUUGUCCCACGCGCGAAAAGUCAUGCGGCUUCUUUCAAUGGGCAGACACCGAUGAGCAGCCAGGCAGCAGCUGGGGCAGCGGUGGAGCCGGUGGCAACUCACGAUCAACUGCAGCUUCCACUUCUGCUGCUGGGAGUCGCACACGCAAGUGCGGACUUUGUCGCCAGGAAGGACACACACGAAAUAAAUGUCCACGCAAGGCAGAGAUGGAUUUGUAAUUUAUAAACAUUUAUUAUU